Belonocnema kinseyi is the source of this 2678-nucleotide messenger RNA. It is a transcript of the gene Sqor, whose product is annotated as sulfide:quinone oxidoreductase, mitochondrial. Gene Ontology annotation, molecular function: sulfide:quinone oxidoreductase activity; FAD binding. The coding region runs from base 220 to 1533 and encodes 437 amino acids. Gene Ontology annotation, cellular component: mitochondrion. The transcript is spliced from 9 exons. The record is from RefSeq and is a predicted model, not a curated record. Lineage: Eukaryota; Metazoa; Arthropoda; Insecta; Hymenoptera; Cynipidae.
AUGCGGUUGUUUGUACUCCAUAAUUGAAUUCUUGAAUUCUUCGAUUUUUUAGAGAUUAUUUUUUUGUAUUUUAGUUGUAUUCGGUAGUAUUUUUUUUUAUUGGAAGGAGAAAAAUUACGUCGGAUAUUUUGUAGUGAUAUUUUUAAGAAUUUGUGGACUUUAUUCUUGAGAAAGUGAAUGAUUUUUAAUAUAUGAUUUCGGAUUAUAUAUAAAGAAAUCAUGUACGGCAUUGUGAGAAGUUCUUCGAGGAUAUUGAAAUUUCAGAAUGUCAGAUAUGCAUCUCACUCGUGUAAAAUUUUGGUACUUGGUGGUGGAUGUGGAGGUUGCACAAUAGCAGCAAAAUUUUCAAAGAAGUAUAAAGAUCAACCAAAUCAUGUGAUAAUUGUUGAGCCCUGUGAAGAUCACUACUACCAGCCAAUAUUUACUUUGAUCGGCGCAGGAGUAGGAAAACUUGAAUCAGCCCGAAAAAAAAUGAAAGAUGUUCUUCCAAAAGACGCGCAAUGGCUAAAAGAUUCUGUCGUUGGUUUCGAUCCCGAAAACUGUAAAGUGACCACCAAAAAUCAUACUAUUCAGUACGAAAUUCUCAUUGUUGCCCUUGGUCUCCAAACUAACUGGAACGCGAUCCCAGGAUUGGCUGAAGGUCUCGAAAAUCCAGAUGCGCAAGUCUGUUCAAUUUACGGACCGAAUACCGUUUCGAAAGUUUUUGAAAAAAUCAAAAGAACGAAAAAUGGUAGCGCCCUUUUCACUUUUCCAAAUAGUCCAAUUAAAUGUCCUGGCGCUCCACAGAAAAUUGCAUACCUCGCUGAAGAUUACUGGCGCAAACAAAAAAGGAGAUAUGCCAUAAAUGUUGUUUACAACACUACCUUACCAGUGAUUUUUGGUGUGAAGAAGUACGCCGAUUCUCUUUGGGAAGUUUGUAAAAGAAGAAAUAUUAAUGUGAAUCUCCAAACGAAUUUGGUCGAAAUCAAGCCUGAUAAAAAGGAAGCAGUCUUUCAGAAUCUAAAAAAUCCGGAAAAAAAGUGGACCACCGAGUAUUCACUUUUGCACGUGAGUCCGCCAAUGAGUGCACCCGAUGUUUUAAAAAGUAACUCCUUAACAAACGAAGCCGGCUUCUUAUCCGUUUCUCCAAAAACUCUGCAACACACUAAAUAUUCGAAUAUCUACGGACUUGGUGAUUGCACGAGUUCUCCAAAUUCCAAAACGAUGGCUGCGAUUGCACCACAGUCGAAAGUUGUCUACAAAAAUAUUAUGGCUACAUUGGAGGGAAAAGAGAUGGAUCAUUGUUACGAUGGCUACGCAUCUUGUCCUUUGGUUACUGCAUAUGGAAAAUGCAUUCUCGCUGAGUUCGAUUACAAUUUGCAACCGAGAGAAACUUUUCCCUUUGAUCAGGGAAAAGAAUCUCACGCAGCUUAUUUGAUGAAGAAGGAGGCUUUUCCUUUUAUUUAUUGGAACCUCAUGCUUAGAGGACACUGGAACGGACCAAAAAUAUUCAGAAACAUUUUCCAUCCUUUUGAAAAAACACCGGAAGUUUGAAUAAAAUAUCACCUUGGUCUCGACAUCACUUUUUCCUAAAAAUAGCUCUCAACGAAUGAAGGGAAACUUCUACAAGCUUGGCUUUAGGAAAUCCAGCAAUAAAUACCGAUUUAUAGACAAUCGAUCAGUAGCACUAUCGGGAUAAAACAUUUUUAUACGAAUCAACAAUUUACAAUCUGUCGCGCGUUACCUUAUUAAAUAAUGGGACAAAAGUCCAAAAGCUCGUGACCGAAAUUGUUUUUCCUUUAUCUUUUAUUCUCUGUAUAAUACUGUGAUAUGUGUACAUCAAUGCCAUACGGUCAAAUGUAAAGUGAUGCAGAGCACUAAUCUAAAAUCGUCUCUCGAUUGGUAACACAAAUUACUGCCGACAGUAAAUUACAGUACCUCUAUUCAAUAUACGAGCCUUAGUAUUACAAGUUACUCCAUUGCAACGUCGUUAUCGAGUAAUAACAGUGAUAAUGAUAUGUAUUCUAUCCAACGAUAAACUAUCGAGAAUCCAGACUUCCGUCUCGUUAUUUCCAAUCGCAUCAGACUUUCGGAUUUCACGAGGAUGGGAAUUUGCGAAGGGAUUAGAAACAACGAGAAUAGAAACAAUUAGAUCGCUUUCCUAAGACACUACGCUUUAUUGUGGACAGUUAAUUUUGCGUUACGCGUGAUAAUUACGCUCUCUUAAAAAUGCACUCUUACAAAAUUACAACUAGAUUAAAAUCAUAAGUUGCCGUAAAAAAAAUAAUAAUAAUAAAAGCGUAGCGUGUCUAUAUAAUGGUGCAGAGGUGUUCUCUUCACACAUAAUCUACUCAUUAAUUCUAAAUCCUAUAACGUAGGAAGGAAUGAUAAUAAUCUACGCACGGUGCGACUCUAAUACUUGCAAAUAUCGCCAAAACAAAAAAAACAUCGAAACUAUCCUUCAGAUAAAAGUUAAGUUCCCUAAAUUUAAGGUUCGUAAAUUAUCCGAUGCAGGUAUCUAUUUUAUAUACACAUAUCGUAAUGCAAAUAAUGCAAUGGGGUAGUAUAUUUGCCUACCCGAGCUGCCUCUACUCACGCAUCCAAACACUGUGCUCUCCACUUAAUGUUCAUAUUGUACGAAAGACGCUCACUUAUUCAAUGGAUAAAAUUUUCGGGUUCACUGAAAAAAAAAAAAAAAA